This is a messenger RNA of Protopterus annectens (West African lungfish), 585 nucleotides long. RefSeq names its product fish-egg lectin-like. The coding region runs from base 1 to 585 and encodes 194 amino acids. Lineage: Eukaryota; Metazoa; Chordata; Ceratodontiformes; Protopteridae. The transcript is spliced from 3 exons. The record is from RefSeq and is a predicted model, not a curated record.
AUGGCUAUUCCACAUUUCUCUUUAAAUUGUGUUCCAUUUCCUGGGUUAUUUAACCAACUGGAUGCCAGUGUGGGAAUGGUGUAUGGAGUUGGAACAGAUGGAAAAGUUUACACCCUUCAGAGUGAAGCAUGGGAACAAAUUCCUGGUGAUCUAUCUCAUGUAACCAUUGGCCCAGCUGGUCUAUGGGGUGUAUGCCAAAACAGCAGUAUCUUCAAAUAUUGGAACAAUACCUGGAAUGAAGUAAAAGGUGAGCUUUUGAAACAAAUUGACGCAGGUGGCCCAACAUUUGUGGUUGGUGUCAGUGCCAGUGAUAACAUUUUCUGUCUGCCUGCUAUGGCUACAAUUCCAUCAAAUCCAGUGGGAUUCACACUUCUUGAUGGUGCCCUUGUGUACUACAGCUGUGGACCUAUGGGCUGCUGGGGUGUUAAUAGAUAUGAUAGCAUCUUUUUCCGCAAUGAUAUUACAAGAUCUUCAUGCAAAGGAACAACCUGGCAACAGAUUCCUGGAUCACUUGUCAUGAUUGAGGUUUCCACUGAUGGAGCAGUGUAUGGUGUAAAUCGGCAAGGAUAUCUUUACUGCAGGUAA